CCGCGUCCCCCUCUCGCCCUGGCCGCUCGCGCAGCUGCUCGGCUCUCGCUAUAUAAAGGGGCGAAGCGGGCAGAGCGGGCGGCUGGCGGCGGCGGCUGCAGCCCCAGGGCCGGCGAGCGAAGCCGGGCCAGGCCGCGGGGCUGCCCGUGAGCCGGGGCGGGACGCGCGGGAUCGGGGGGAAACGCAGCCGGGCAGGUUUAUUGUUUUAGGGGCGACUCUUCCCCCCUCACUUUCUUCCCCCCCCGCGGUCGGGGGCGUCCCGGGGGGCUCGGGACAUGGCGAGCUCGACUAACACAAACCCCGUGCCUAAAUUGUACAGGUCUGUAAUUGAAGAUGUCAUCAAUGAUGUCAGAGAAGUUUUUCUGGAUGAAGGAGUAGAUGAACAAGUUCUUAUGGAACUCAAAACACUGUGGGAGAACAAGCUGAUGCAGUCCAAGGCUGUAGAUGGCUUCCAUUCAGAAGAGCAGCUUUUGUUGCAUGUGCAACAGCAGCAACAGCAGCAGCAGCAGCAACAGCAGCAUCACCACCACCACCAUCACACACAACCUCAGCCGCAACAGACUGUGCAGCAGCAGUCUCAGCCACAGCAGGUCCUUAUUCCAGCGUCUCAGCAAGCACCUCAGCAGCAGGUUAUUGUGCCAGAUUCCAAGCUGAUACCACACAUGAAUGCAUCAGGCAUGAGUGCUGCAGCCACUGCAGCUACGUUGGCUCUACCUGCUGGCGUUACUCCUGUUCAGCAGAUACUUACAAAUUCAGGCCAGAUCCUCCAAGUAGUUAGAACUGCAAAUGGAGCUCAGUAUAUCAUUCAACCACAGCAGUCAGUUGUUUUACAGCAGCAGGUCAUACCGCAAAUGCAGCCUGGUGGAGCACCUGUUAUACAGCAGGUUUUGGCUCCUAUCCCUGGAGGGAUUCCCCAGCAGACAGGAGUGAUUAUUCAGCCUCAGCAGAUCCUGUUUACAGGAAAUAAAACACAAGUCAUACCUACAACAGUGGCUGCCCCUACACCAGCUCAAGCACAGCUUCCUGCAGCUGGUCAGCAGCAACCACAGCAACAACAGGCACAACCACAAGCACCACUUGUUCUCCAAGUUGAUGGAGCAGGGGACACAUCAUCUGAAGAAGAAGAAGAUGAGGAGGAAGACUAUGAUGAUGAUGAAGAGGAAGACAAAGAAAAAGAUGGAGGUGAAGAUGGCCAAGUUGAAGAGGAGCCUCUUAACAGUGAAGAUGAUGUGAGUGAUGAGGAAGGACAAGAACUGUUUGAUACGGAAAAUGUUGUUGUGUGCCAGUAUGAUAAGAUCCAUAGAAGUAAAAACAAAUGGAAAUUUCAUCUCAAAGACGGCAUCAUGAAUCUUAAUGGAAGAGAUUAUGUAUUUUCCAAAGCCAUUGGAGAUGCAGAAUGGUGAAGUUUUAAAAGAUGAAACAAAACAAAAAAACUCCUUGUAAAAGGAAAAAAAAUAUCAGCAUCAGGAAAGGUUGAGUCUGGGACGUAUACUCCAACCAAAAUAAGUAUCUGCACAUCAGAAAUAAACAACAGAUAAAAGUAUUGGAACAAAGGUAAAAUGUGGCAACAAAGACACUACUUCAGAUGAGCAAGCCAUGGACUGUAGCAGCUAUAUAGCAUUGUCUGGGAGCUGGUUUUGUGUGUUAGGAAUACCUUAAUUAUCAAUUCUACAUACAGGUACCUACAGCUGGUAUUUAGCAUGUAAGGCUUUGUUCUCCUUCCCUCCCUUGAUUUAAGAUUUUAAAAUAUUUCUUCCACUGAUUGAAGGAACUCUUCCCUUUGAUAGAUUAUUAAUCUGAAAAUGCUUAUUGUGUGUACAAAUCUUUGCUUUGAAAACUUCCUUUUGGUAGUGAGAAUGGUCAGAAUGUUACUUAAGCUGCGUGGAAGCUUUGUACAGAAGGGUAAGAAUUAAGGUGUUAAAUUUUAAAUAACUUGUAUAAGGAAAAUAUUUUUAAUUCUGAUAUGCUCAUUAAUUAUUAUAUCUAUUUGUUGUUUUCAGUUCAGUUCCCCAUAAACAGGUUGUUGUUCCUAGCAGUUAAAAAAUGGUAAAAUGAUCAUUUAUAUUUCAAAAUUAUUUUAAUUUCAUGUAAGUGAUACCUUUUAUUUAGGGCUGUAUUUUUUAAAUACUAAGCACCUGUAGAUCCCCCACAAAAGUCAGAUUGCUUAACUUGUUAAUUAUAUUCUUGCUGUUUGGUGAUGGUUUGGCCUCACUGAACUGAAACAAAUAAUAUUGUUUCCAUGAUUUUUUUUAAAAGGCUUUGGAGACCUUUUGAAUUAGAUGUGUAGGUAAUGGCAUAAUACAUGCAUUCCUUCACUUGCUUAUACAUGUGUAUUCCAGACAUUCACAAGUAAUUCAACACACCACAAGAAUGACUAAACUUUUUGUAGAGAAAAUCACAUAAGAAUUCUAACAUCCUGGCUGCAACUCUUAAUUGAAGAUGCGCUUUACUAAAAAGUAUAGCCAUAAGUUACCUGCAGCAGUUAAUCUCUCUAAAGUUUCCAGGUGGCAUGCAAUUUCAUGAAGAGAGCUGCACAGCUUUAAGAACACAAAUUAUGUUAGAGUACCUUUAAACACUCUUGGUAACAGAACAUCAAGCAGUCAGAUGCACUAAACUUUGUGUAGUCAAAUUUUCACUCACCUUUUCCAGAGGUGUAGUUUUGUGAUGCUUUUCUUUUUUUCUGAAAAGCAACAAGGUUUCUCCCCCCUCCUUCCCUUCCUCUUCUGAGAAGGGAACACCUUUUCUUUGUGCAUAGGUUAUUCUUGUAAACCUUGCUUUCAGAAACGCAGGUACUUUUGAAUAAGGAGAGGGAAUGGGCAUUAUACUUCAGAAACUGUUGAGGAAGGAAGGAAUGUUCAUGUGGCUCACCAUUUCAAAAGAAUUUUAGGUUUCUUUGGGUGCUUGGAAAGGUGAUGAGAAAAGGACACA
Molecule: messenger RNA, 2928 nt
Organism: Cuculus canorus (common cuckoo)
Lineage: Eukaryota; Metazoa; Chordata; Aves; Cuculiformes; Cuculidae
Gene: GTF2A1
Product: general transcription factor IIA subunit 1
Exons: 9
Coding region: 276-1403 (375 amino acids)
Biological process (GO): transcription by RNA polymerase II; transcription initiation at RNA polymerase II promoter
Cellular component (GO): transcription factor TFIIA complex
Source: RefSeq, a predicted model, not a curated record